UUUUCAGAAAAUGUACUUGGAGUAAAGUGAGAUCUAUUGUUUUCAUUUAACCAGCUGUCUUGUUUUAGUUAAUAAAGUGUUUGGGAAAUUAGCAGACAACCUCCUCUCUCCCUCCUUCUGCACAGUAAACAGAGGUUUGUGCCUGGCUCUUCCACGCACUUUCCUGAAAACAGACUUCUUCCACCAUCACAUUGUCAAAAGGCUCACGUUAUGAUCAUUACAGUGAACGAGAGAUUAUUCAUUUUGAAAAUGUUAACUUAUCACCUGGGACACUAUCUUUGAGUUCAACAGUAGCUAUGGAUAAAUGUGUUGAAGUAAAUAAACUUCCAUUGGUCUUGAUAAACCAUGCCUUUCUAAGAUAUUGUAAUAGGGCCUCUAUCUUUUGCAUGGUCUCUUCUGGUUCACUUGGGUUGUCUGGAGACACCCUGUUUCACAGAAGUCCCAGAUCUUCUUUUUUGGUAGCUGCUGCUGGUUUUAAUAUUCCUACUAAAAAUAGCAGCUGACAGCAAAGCUAAAUUGAACCCCUUAUAUCCAUAUCACUUUCCACUCCUAGUGAAUCAGCUGCUUUCUUAUUUAGACACAGAAGGAAGUUAAAAGGUCACUGUUCCGUUGCUUAAGUUACAGCAGCCUUUCCCCUAAAGGAAGCAGCGUCAACUGGUAAUGUCAAGAUCCUGGAUCAUAUGCUAUAAUAAAAGAAACUCAUCCAAGAAUGGAGUACAUGAAACAGACAAAAUGGCUGAAAAUGUGCAAGAAAAAAUGAAGAUGAAACAAGAAAUUACUUUGCUUAAUGGUGUUUCUUUAAUAGUAGGGAACAUGAUUGGUUCUGGGAUAUUUGUGUCACCCAAAGGUGUUUUGAUGAAUAGUGCCUCCUAUGGACUCUCACUAUUCAUUUGGGCCCUUGGUGGGAUCUUUUCGUUGUUUGGAGCUCUGUGUUAUGCUGAACUGGGAACAUCCAUUGUUAAAUCAGGAGCUAGCUAUGCCUAUAUACUAGAAGCUUUUGGUGAAUUCACGGCCUUUAUCCGACUGUGGUCUUCCUUGCUGAUUAUUGAACCAACAACUCAGGCUGUAAUAGCAAUUACAUUUGCUAAUUAUAUUGUUCAACCAAUUUUUCCAUCCUGUGAGCCACCAUAUGAAGCAGUCAGGUUGAUUGCAGCUGCUUGCAUCUGCUCCUUAACAUUUAUUAACUGUGUCAACGUAAAGUGGGGAACCAGAGUACAAGAUCUGUUCACAUAUGCAAAAGUUAUGGCCCUUAUCAUGAUCAUCUCGGUGGGUCUUUAUAAAAUUAGUAAAGGAGAAACAGAAAAUCUUAAAGCUCCAUUUGAAGGUUCAACAACUGAUGUAGGAUGCAUAGCACUUGCUCUGUAUUCAGCCCUCUUUUCCUACUCUGGAUGGGAUACCCUGAAUUAUGUCACUGAGGAGAUGAGGAAUCCUGAAAGGAAUCUACCCCUCUCAAUUGCAAUUUCAAUGCCUAUUGUGGCCAUUAUUUACUUGCUGACUAACAUAGCAUACUAUGUAGUGUUGGACAUGCCAGCUCUCCUAACAAGCGAUGCAGUGGCAGUGACAUUUGGUAAUGAAACCCUUGGUUAUGCUAAGUGGAUAAUUCCUAUUGCAGUGGCCAUGUCCUGUUACGGUGGAUUAAACUCAUCAACUAUUGCAGCUUCCAGGCUUUUUUAUGUUGGAGCCAGAGAAGGACACCUUCCUGACAGUUUGAGUUUGAUUCAUAUUAAGUGUUUCACACCAAUCCCUGCUCUUUUCUUUAAUGGUUUAAUGACUUUGCUCUACCUCCUUGUGGAAGAUGUCUUUCUUCUCAUUAAUUACUACAGCUUCAACUACUGGCUAUAUGUUGGGCUGUCUGUUGCAGGAUUAAUAUACCUGAGACGUACUCAGCCUGAUAGGCCACGGCCUAUUAAACUCAGCCUCUUCUUUCCUGUAGUAUACUGUUUAUGUUCCAUUUUCCUGGUCAUGGUUCCUCUCUACAGCGAUACAAUCAAUACCCUCAUUGGAAUUGGCAUAGCCCUCUCUGGAAUUCCUGCAUAUUAUUUGGGAGUUUAUUUACCAUCUGAAAAGAAACCUAAAUGUCUUCAGUGGCUCUCUGCCACAACAACAAAAUAUGUUCAGAUGUUGUUCUACUGUUGUCUGACCGACUUGGACACUGAAGUGGAUCAGACAGAAGCUAAAGCCAAAUAGGGUUGUCUGGGCAUUUACAUACUUCAAGCAUUUUUAGUGUCUGAAAUUCUUGGUAUAGGGUUGGUUGCACGAAAGUAACAACAAUUACACUGUGCAUCAGUUUGAUGUUA
Chelonoidis abingdonii (Abingdon island giant tortoise) is the source of this 2297-nucleotide messenger RNA. RefSeq names its product Y+L amino acid transporter 2-like. Gene Ontology annotation, cellular component: membrane. Gene Ontology annotation, biological process: amino acid transmembrane transport. The record is from RefSeq and is a predicted model, not a curated record. Gene Ontology annotation, molecular function: L-amino acid transmembrane transporter activity. Lineage: Eukaryota; Metazoa; Chordata; Testudines; Testudinidae.